Messenger RNA from Trichomycterus rosablanca, 1671 nucleotides. It is a transcript of the gene mei4, whose product is annotated as meiosis-specific, MEI4 homolog (S. cerevisiae). The record is from RefSeq and is a predicted model, not a curated record. Gene Ontology annotation, biological process: homologous chromosome pairing at meiosis; oogenesis; meiotic DNA double-strand break formation. Bases 313 to 1473 code for a protein of 386 amino acids. Gene Ontology annotation, cellular component: lateral element. NCBI's taxonomy places the organism in Eukaryota, Metazoa, Chordata, Actinopteri, Siluriformes, Trichomycteridae. The transcript has 5 exons.
GCCCCGGACUCACCGCAACCACGAUUAAGUGAAUAAGUGAACAUGAACGAGUAAAAUAAGAGUUGUGCUCGUCCUUUAUCCAGGCUGCAGUUUGCAGAUCAGGACGCAGCCUCGUGACGCUUCUGUUCGCGCGCGGUGCGGUCACGUGACGCUCUGUUACUCCUCUGACUUUUAUAAACAAACGCGUUUUGGCUCAUAAAAUGUUUAAAAAGAUAAAAAGUAAGAGAUUAGAACAAUAUAAUUAAUGUUUCUCUUUACGCUUUUUAAAAAUGAAACAGUUCCUUGAGCGUUGGAUGAGGUGAAUGUCCCAAAAUGUCGAAUUAUAAACAUGAAGAAUGGUUCACCAGAAGUGCUAAGCUUGCUAUAGCACUAGCCAUUAUAAAACGCAAGCCGGCAGAUAAGACUGGACGAGAGCAUGCAGAAUAUCUAGCUGCUAAAGUCAAACAGCAGGAGGUGAACUGGAAAGUGAAAGCAGAAGGUCUGAGAGGUGAAGUGUUACAACUGAGACAAGAACUCCUCCUCACUAAAUUGCUAACAAAGCAGAGAAGUGGCACUGAGGCAGCACAGGGUGAAGAUGUAGUGAAGCUUCUCUCCCAGGAUCUCACAUAUGCACAGCUUUCACAGAAUGACUCAGGCUGUGGUACAAGCAGCAACACCCAGACUUUUUCCCAAACAGUAGAUCCAGUAGAUGCUGCGCUUCCGUCUGCCAGCCUGCCAUCAUCCGUUCAUCACUUUUACCUGCAAGGUGGCACUGAGGAAUGCAAUCUGUCCCAGCACAUGCAGUUUCUGCAAAACCUGUGUGCACUGCGCAGGACUGGUAAGAACAUGGAGAUGGAUGAAGGGGAUUCGGUGGUGCAGGACUCUGCUCUUCACAUGAUCAGAUCUAUAGUGGAGGCCUACCGUGUAUCUGGGAAAGAAAGCCUUGGAGAUGUUUUACAGCAAAACCUUCUAGUCCAGGCUUCAUGCCUGGCAGCACAGGCUUUGGAAACAGGAGGAGGCCAGCAGAAACCUUCAGUGCAGUAUACGGAGAGAGCAGAAGAGUUGCUUGAAGAGCUGCUCAGACUUCUGCUGAGCAACAGUCAGCUUAAUAAGUUUGCGAUGCAGGGAAGUCUGACAGAAUGUGUGAUCAGUCUGGGAGGCAGCAGUGUGCUUAAAUGUGUGCUAAUCAGACUCGUCCUGACCCACGUCAUCCAGCUUGCUGAACAUCUCUGGGCUGCCUGUCAGGAAUCACAUGAAGGAUCACAGCAGAAGCAGCAGGUAGAUUGGGUAAGGUAUGAGAACUCGUUUUACCUUUUUUGGAUCUUAGAGCAACUUUUGGAAGCCGGACAGGGUCGAGGAAGGACUGAGCACCAGCACCUUCAUGGCCAGUUGAUGAGACACGUCCUCUCGCUAUCAGAUGAAUUUCCUCUGUUUGCUCUCUACAUGUGGAGAAUCGGAGGGCUUCUUAGACUCAGUAACACUCUGGGGACCUGAGCUCAGAGCUUUAGUUAUUGGUGUAUUUUUUAUCCUGAGUCACAGCUUUUUACCCUGAAGGCUGAUUUUAUAUUCAGUUUGUGGGCUUAAAGGAGAUGGAGAGUACUUUUAUUUUGAUUGACAGUCUGUUUAAAGUAAAUGUUCAGGUGAAUAAAGUGAAUUAAAGUGUAUUAAAUUAAAUAAAGUGAAUUAAAACAG